GUGGCGGCGAGCGGCGUCAGAGCUAGAAGGGGGGGCUGACGGCUUCUGGCGGGUGGCGGUGUUGGAGGCGAGAGCUUGCUUAGCCCGUAACGCUUCUGUCCCAAGACCCGACGGAGAGCGAGGGAACGAGGGUUGCUUUCGGGGGCUGCUGCCUUCUACUUACGCAUCGUCGUGAGGAGCGCAGCCCGGACUCUCCUACAAGCCCUCCGGCUCCCUUUCCACACGCCUUGAGGCGGCGGCGGCGGCGGCAACUGAGACAGCGUCUCACCUUCCCCCACCCCUUCCCCGUCCCCCCCGCCCGAAAGGGCCCGGUCUGCGCCCCACCCCCGCCCGCUCGCUACGCCGCCGCCAUGUCGGCGCAGGCCCAGAUGCGCGCAAUGCUGGACCAGUUGAUGGGCACCUCCCGGGACGCCUUCACAGUUGUUGAUCACAUAGCAUGGUCAUCCACUCACAGCUUAAAAAAAUACAGGGAGCAUCGGAGAGAAUGGGUUCAAUGUAUCUAUGCCUGCCUACUUCAAUCUGCAAGGGAGUGUCAGAAAGGCCCCGCAUUCGCCGAGCCCAGCAAAAGGGAGACACUUCAGCUGGAACAAAAUAGUGGAAGAAAUGGCGUCUGGGGUUCAGUGGGGAUUCGCAGAGAUACUACUCGUCAACGAAUCAAAUUCAGUGAUGACAGAGUAUGCAAGAGUCACCUUCUCAACUGUUGCCCCCAUGAUGUCCUCUCUGGAACUAGAAUGGAUCUUGGAGAAUGUCUGAAAGUUCAUGACCUGGCUUUAAGAGCAGAUUAUGAAAUUGCAUCCAAAGAACAAGAUUUUUUCUUUGAACUUGAUGCUAUGGAUCAUCUUCAGUCAUUCAUUGCAGAUUGUGAUCGAAGAACAGAAGUGGCUAAGAAAAGAUUAGCAGAAACUCAAGAAGAGAUUAGUGCUGAAGUGGCAGCAAAGGCAGAACGUGUUCACGAGUUAAAUGAAGAAAUUGGUAAGUUGUUGGCCAAGGUGGAACAACUAGGAGCUGAAGGAAAUGUGGAAGAAUCCCAGAAAGUAAUGGAUGAAGUAGAGAAAGCACGGGCAAAGAAAAGAGAAGCAGAGGAAGUUUAUCGGAAUUCUAUGCCAGCUUCCAGUUUCCAACAACAGAAACUUCGAGUCUGUGAAGUCUGCUCUGCCUAUUUAGGUCUUCAUGAUAAUGAUAGACGACUGGCUGAUCAUUUUGGGGGUAAACUGCACCUGGGAUUUAUUGAAAUAAGAGAGAAGCUUGAAGAAUUAAAGAGAGUUGUAGCUGAGAAACAGGAGAAAAGAAAUCAGGAACGCCUGAAACGAAGAGAAGAAAGGGAGAGAGAAGAAAGAGAGAAGCUGAGGAGGUCUCGAUCACAUAGCAAGAAUCCCAAAAGGUCCAGGUCCAGAGAGCAUCGCAGACAUCGCUCUCGCUCUAUGUCACGGGAACGGAAGAGGAGAACUCGAUCCAAAUCACGGGAGAAACGCCAUCGCCACCGAUCCCGCUCGAGUAGCCGCAGCCGCAGCCGCAGCCAUCAGCGCAGCGGGCACAGCUCGAGAGACAGGAGCAGAGAGCGAUCCCGGAGGAGAUCCUCAAAAGAAAGAUUCAGAGACCAAGACUUAGCAUCACGUGACAGAGACAGGAAUUCAAGAGACAGAUCACCUCGUGACAGAGAUCGAAAAGAUAAGAAGCGGUCCUAUGAGAGCGCUAAUGGCAGAUCAGAAGACAGGAGGAGCUCUGAAGAGCGCGAAGCAGGGGAGAUAUAAUUAGCUGUGUACAUAUCCUCAAUCCUUAAGCUUCCUAUGGAGUUACAUACUAUUGUUUAGUUUACAGCUGUUGGGGGUAACAGUGAGCAGUUCCAUACUCCGAUCCAGAUAGGCUAGAUGCACAGUAUCUAACUUGAUCUGAACUGAACUUGUUUCCCUGAUGAAGCCUAAAAUUACAUCCAUAGUUUCUGGUGAACCUGUAAUGCGAUUCUGAAAGUACAGUUUUAUAUAAUAAGAUGCCGAUAUCUUUAUUCUUUCUAGUAGGAGUGAUAGUGAACGAAUUGUGUUGCUUGCCUUGGGAUUUUUUGAACAUUUGUAAAAUGCUGUCUUCCUUUCUAGUCCACAAACAGCUUCAGAAUUUUUCUUUUUAAUUCUUCUUCCUCUGACUUUUGUAUCCCCUAAUACCUCCACCCUCUAAUUAUAAGAGAAAGGGGGAGCAGGGAAGCAAUAUAACUUCUGUUCUAAGGUUCUGUUCCCAUUUAUUACUAGCUGAUUACAGAGCAUUUAUACUGGAAAGUGUAUUAAAUACUGAGAGUUUUUGUUUUGUUUUAUGGUGCCUAUUUAGAGUUGGAAGUUGAACAGCUGUUGCAUUACAUACUUUGCUUUUUUUAUUGAAAUUUUGAAAUCAAACAGGUCUUGAUUUUUCUGUUCUAUUGAAUUGCUAUGUUCAGGAUGUUUUGGAAAGGGGGGUGGGGGCAGGGACUCUUUCAUAAGCACUUGUUUUAUUUUGUGUGUGUGUGUGGAGUAUAAAGGCUACAACCUUAUUGUAAAAAUUAAUAAAAUGAAACAAUCACCACCACCAUCCUUAAACUGUAACUUGUCUAGUAAAUUGUCACUAGAACUAUUUGGUGUGGGCCAUUUCUUCUGUUACAUCUUUAUUAGUGCCUUACUGUGCAAGGCACCAAAGGAAAUAAAUAUAUACUUGCCAAGAUGAACUGUUGCUCCACCUGGGCCCCUUGCUGACUGUAUUCCAGCUCCUUCAGGGCUGUUUGUAACAAUUGCUAUGGAGAAUGACCAGACCUGGAAAAGAUACUGGAUUUUUCUGUUUUUUUCAUUCAGCAAACUAAAAUAAAAACAUCGUAUACUCAACAUAACGAGAAUAACAGUUUCUCCACUGAAGAGCUAUGUACCUAUUAGUGAUUUUAAACAGUAGUUGGGGGGUAGCCCUUGUGAUUCUAGAAAAUCUGGAAACAAAAAUACUUGAGCCAAGUUAGGGUCUGUGUGAUCACCUUCUAACAGUUGUCUUUGGUCCCCCAGUUGUCUUUGGUCAAUAUUAAAUUGGCAAAUUUAAUAUGACUGAGAUACAUGGGCCACAGAAAGAGAAAUUCUAAGUCACAAAUUUACAUCUAAAAGGGACACUCACCCAGUUUACUAAGCUGUGUGUCAUUAACUGAAGGUUUCCUUCCAUAUUUGGUUGCACACACUCCAGUGGAUGCAUAAUUCAGUCUGAGACCCAUCUCCCCAGUAGCCCAUUUUCUUUUACUCUUGGUUUCUGAGAAAUUUUUUUUUUUUUAAAUCUCCUUUGGAUUUAGUACCUUGGGGUGUGGAGUAAGAUCAAACAGGUUAAGCUGGUAGAUACAAAACGACUGUGACCAAACUCCAAAACAUUGGAAAAUGUUUUAGCAUCGUUUAAGUGAAGUUUACUAUCUCUCUGCCUAAUUGUAUAAAUGCUUAUUAGCUGUUAAGGCAGUUCUAAUUUGUAGGGCACUACAGGCUCCACGACUUAACAGGUCAGCAGGAGCCAGUGAAGGACGUCAUCAUCUCGGGCUGGGCUCCCACGUUAGAGCACUUGAGCUGCCUGGCUCUCUAACCAUCUCAUUUAAAAAAUCCUUUCAGAAUAAUUCUGUUGCUUAGGUACUUCUAAUAUUUGGACUUCGGGAUAAACGGUCUACAUUUUAAAUCAUCACCCUUAAGCCAGGCAGCUAGUCUGAAUUAGAAUAACCCUAAAAUCUCAUCUGUAAGAAGGUGGAAGAGGGGCCAGUACCAUAUCCUCCAUACUGAGAGGGAUCUUAACACCAAAGAUGAUCCAGGGCAUUGUACAGCUGUCUUCUACCCCUAUUUUCUAAGCCGUAUUUUCUGCAGCUAUCUGGACCUUAAUCCCCGUAUCUUUUGGAGCAAGGAGCAUGAUGGUGAGGUUACAGUUAUCUAUAAAGUGCCACCACCUGGUAUGGAGGGAAAGGUGGCAGCAGAGGACCCUAGGCUUGCCUCAUCCCACAAACACAACUAUCCAUUCAUCCUAAAUACGCCAGAAAUCAACCUCAAGACUGGCAGACCAAACUCCACAAGUAAAACCGAAGGUAGGAAGUAUAGAGAUGGAGUUUGGGGAGAAAUGGGUCCUGGCUGCUGCAGAGAGGAGGGAGCCCUGGUUAUGGAGAAGGUAGAGAGAGGAACACAUGGGGGAACACAAAAGGAGAACGUUUCCUCAUAACCAUUGGUUUGGAAAGUGAGAGGAGCUGAAAGUGGGACUUAAAGCCAGAUGUUUGUUAGCAGGCUGGGCUCCUGGAGAGUCCAGUCCGGAGGCUUCACAACUGCUCUUGGAAAGAAGGCAGGCAAACAACCUAGGGACAGACAGUGUGGAAAUAGUGAUCUGAAGAGUGCCGGCAGAACCCACGGGUGGGGGUGGGGGCGGUGUGGAGAUUAUUUUAUCUUCUCGGAGUGUGACCAAAGGCAGCAUUCACAGAGAUACAGCUCCAAGAACAAAGAAGCUGGGCUGCCCUUGCCUGCCCUUGCCCUCCCACACGCCUCAGUAUAAACACAGAGCCACCUGCAGGAACCGGCUGCCUAACUGGCUUACAGUAAGCCUCACACCCCUGUGCUUCCGCAGAACUGCCCUUCUCAGUCAAGCCUGCUUUAGUCCCAAGUGUGGCGAGCCCCCUCAUCCAGAAGACUGGCACAAACCCCUGCCCAUACCAUGUUUCCCGACCAGAGCCUCAUUUCCAGUGAAGGUGAUGACAAGUUUCAUCUCACAAGCAGAUCAAAGCCCACCUAACUAAAACUCACCAGCUAAAACAUUCAGGCCAGGGACCACACACUGACCAUGGCAGGCAAGGGGAGCUUCUGGACAUAAACGGCCUGAAGGAUAGAGGAGCCAGAAUACAACAGCAGAAAACACGCACCACACACGGAGACACUCCCUGAAGCACCAGGCCCUGGGCACUACAUGACCUCUUCAGAAGGCCAUUACUUUAAGGAGCAGGAGACUUAACUGGCUAACCCACAGAAGCAGGCAGAGAUUUAGACAAAGUGAGAAGGCAGAUGAAUUUAUCCCAAAUUAACAAGAUAAGGCCAUGACCAGAGACCUAAGUGAAACAGAAGUAACAUGUCUGAGGAGAAUUUAAAGCAAUGAUCCUAAGGAUACUUGUGGAGCCUGAGGAAAGAAUGGAAGACAUCAGUGAGACCAUUACUACAGAGAUAGGAGUUAAAAAAAAAAAAAAAAAGUGCAA
Messenger RNA from Mirounga angustirostris (Northern elephant seal), 5194 nucleotides. It is a transcript of the gene LUC7L2, whose product is annotated as LUC7 like 2, pre-mRNA splicing factor. Lineage: Eukaryota; Metazoa; Chordata; Mammalia; Carnivora; Phocidae. Gene Ontology annotation, biological process: mRNA splice site recognition. The transcript has 13 exons. Gene Ontology annotation, cellular component: U2-type prespliceosome; U1 snRNP. Gene Ontology annotation, molecular function: mRNA binding. The coding region runs from base 351 to 1751 and encodes 466 amino acids. The record is from RefSeq and is a predicted model, not a curated record.